This is a messenger RNA of Penicillium longicatenatum, 1269 nucleotides long. RefSeq names its product pyridoxal phosphate-dependent aminotransferase. Gene Ontology annotation, biological process: amino acid metabolic process; biosynthetic process. The transcript is spliced from 4 exons. NCBI's taxonomy places the organism in Eukaryota, Fungi, Ascomycota, Eurotiomycetes, Eurotiales, Aspergillaceae. Bases 1 to 1269 code for a protein of 422 amino acids. The record is from RefSeq and is a predicted model, not a curated record. Gene Ontology annotation, molecular function: transaminase activity; pyridoxal phosphate binding.
AUGUCCGAGUCUAAGCCUCAGACAUUAUUGUCAGCCCGUGGAAGUCUGAAUCUGACUCAGGUCCUCGGCCGCAUACCGCCGCAAUUGCUCAACCCAACAGAGCGCCGCGAUGAGAUUGAUUUGUCGAUGGCAGAAAAUCGGCUCAUCCGGGAAGAAAUCCUGCAGCUGGCGAGAUCGGCAAUCGAGAAUAGUCUCCGCUCCAAGCAUUUGGAUUGGCCUAAGGGCUUUUUUGGUGACGCAGAACUACUCAACAUACUAUCCACUGUCUUUCAGAAUAGCUUUGGCCCCUAUGCACCCGUGCAAUCUGACCAUAUCGCGGUGACCGCCGGCGCUGCGGCUGGUCUCGACGCUAUUCUUUAUAACAUUUGUAAUCCAGGUGAUGGAGUGCUGGUUCCUUGUCCAUAUUGGAGUGGAUACGAUGCUCUUUUUACACUCCAUUCGGAGGUUCGCCCAAUUGGGGUAGUCGUUCCUCUACUCGAAGACUCCUUUGAACAAGCAUUCAUUACAGCGCUAGAGAAGUCAUAUGGGGCCGCUCUUUGUCCGAUCAAGGCGCUGGUGUUGUCAAACCCACACAAUCCCCUUGGUCGAGCAUACCCUCGGCCCAUUCUGGAGAAAUGCAUCAAGUUCUGCCAAGAACGCAAUCUCCACCUGAUUUCCGAUGAAGUGUUUGCACUCAGUAGCUUUGUCAGUCCCGAUAUCCAGAAUCCGGACCCAUUUGUCUCCUGUUUGAGCAUUGAUCCGGCUCAGCUUGGAUGCGAUCCAGAGCGUGUCCAUGUUGUCUGGAGCAUGAGCAAAGAUUUAGCCGCCAGUGGCGUUCGACUGGGCUGCGUGGUGACACGUAAUCGAUCCCUGCGCAACGUGGUCGGACUCGUGGCAUCUGUGCAUGUCUCGGCGCUGUCCACAGUUUUUGCGAAGGAGGUCCUUGCUUCAGCGCAGCUACCCGCGCUGUUGUCGCUUAGUGCGAACCGACUGGGGGCGAGCUACAUUACCUUGACGACCGCAUUCAGGGCAGCCGGGAUUGAGUACUUCCCCUGUAACACAACGGUAUUUCUAUUAGCUCGGCUAGCCCCGCACGCAACUAGCUGGGACGAGGAGAUGAUGGCUUUUCGGGCUUACAUGCAGGCGGGGGUUUCGCUGGUACCGGGUAAGGCCUAUCAUAUGCCGGAAGGGCAGAAGGGCUGGAUGCGGGUUACAUUUGCCGUGACUGCGGAUGAAUUGGUGGAGGGAAUCAGCAGGAUUGAGCAGGUAUAUCGGAGUUUGGUGGCUUGA